Messenger RNA from Aureococcus anophagefferens, 975 nucleotides. RefSeq lists its product as hypothetical. The coding region runs from base 1 to 975 and encodes 324 amino acids. NCBI's taxonomy places the organism in Eukaryota, Pelagophyceae, Pelagomonadales, Pelagomonadaceae. The transcript has 8 exons. The record is from RefSeq and is a predicted model, not a curated record.
AUGAAUGAGAGGCGACCGGAAAGAAUCGAUAUCGAACAUCCACUAGCCGCGUACAUGCUUAGAUGGGUCGUUCUUCGAGAGGCAACACCAGGCGUAAAAAAAGCCCAUCUUUACAAAGGGACUGAUCCGCCCAAAUUUAAUCCACGACAGAUGGCAUUAGUCACGCCCAUCUCUGACUUCUUUGGUCCAUUGCUAAGUGCUGAGACAGCUACGAUGACGUCUCCUCAGUUGUUCCAGCGCCAGCGCAGCGUCAAGAUAAUUAGAGCUCCCCGAGACUUCAGCUGUGUAUCGAUCGAUGAGGCCGAUGCCCUGCGCUUCAACAGCCUGCGGUAUCCAGCCACGCAACAUCCGAGCCGCACGAGCUUGACCCGAGAGCCGCGCGAGAUGCACCGUCGAAUUUCCCUCGGCAACGACGCCCCAUCUUUUGAAUGGAAAGGAGAGCUCAGCUUCUUUGACUGCGAUGACGUGAUCGCAGUGGCUGGUUUUCGCCUCCUUGGCCACUGCAUUGAGUCUUUCUGCCAAGACCAUUUCCAUCCCAAAAGCACCGCUGCCAGCGAAUCGACACCUGCGUCCAUGAGAGGCGUGUCUUAUGUCACAUCAUUACCAACACUCUACUUAACGAUGGAUGAUAUGACCGUGGAAACCUCGUGCAAUGAUACAUUAGGCGUAGAAUUUCGUGGCGCAAUGGCCCGCUAUAUUUCCCCUGCACUUGCUUCUAGAUCUAGGUUUCACGGCAGGUCUACAUUGAACUCACUGCUUAGCUGUUCUACGAGUUCUGACGCUGCCAGCGAAUCGACACCUGCGUCCAUGAGAGGUGUGUCUCAGGUCACGUCAUUGCCAACACUCUACUUAACGAUGGAUGAUAUGACCGUGGAAACCUCGUGCAAUGAUACAUUAGGUUUCACGGUGCUUGGAACGACGCUAGGAAAGACGAGAUCGAAGCUACGCUCGGGUGAUCAAACAGCAAUGUUGUAG